AUGUACAGAACUCUGACAUCGUGCCGAAUACCCGUCCGGAAAUCUAUCCGAUUCCUGGCUCUAAGUAACCGCUGGGCUAUGGGAACGGACGAGGAAGAUGAGACGAGUGAGAAAAAGUCGGCCAAAGACGCCCUGCUUCUGUGGUGCCAGAGGCGGACGACCGGUUACCCACACGUUGAGAUACAUGACUUCACUGGCUCUUGGGUGAGCGGCAUGGGCUUCAACGCGCUCAUCCAUGCCCACAGGCCAGACCUGAUCGACUUCCAACGACUCCACCCGGACAACCACCUGGACAACUUGAAUUACGCUUUCAAUGUCGCCGAGCGAGAAUUGAACAUUCCCCGGCUCCUGGAUGCCGAAGACAUUGACACCAUCAAGCCCGAUGAGAAAUCCGUGAUUACCUAUGUGGCCUCUUAUUACCACUGCUUUGCAAAAAUGAAGAACGAAAUCAAAGGCGGAAGAAGGAUUGCAAAUAUUGUUGGUCAAUUGAUGGACAUUGACCAAAUGAAAUCCACGUACGAUGAUUUCACCCGAGAAUUGCUGCGGUGGAUCCAGCAAAAAAUCGUUGAACUCGAUCGCCGUGAGUUCAAGAACUCGCUCGAGGGAAUCCGACAGGAUCUGGCGCAGUUCAAGAAGUACCGAACCGUAGAAAAGCCCCCGAAGUACAAGGACUGGAGCGAGAUUGAGGCUUUAUUUUUUGGCAUCAACAUGAAAUUGUCCUCACUAAACCAACCGCCGUAUGUGGCUCCCGAUGGCCAGUCCGUUCACGAUAUCCAGAGUGCGUGGGAAAAGCUGGAGCGUGCGGAGCAUCGGCUGGAAGUUUCCCUGCGUGAUGAAUGGAUGCGCCAGGAAAGACUUGAAAACCUGGCCCAAAAAUUUCUCCGAAAGGCUGUUGUCCGCGAGAAUUAUUUGAAGGAGAUGAACCAAGUAUUGUCUGAUCCUCGCUAUGGUUGCAACGUGUCCCAAAUCGACGCUACAGUGAAAAAGCAUGAAGCUAUCAGCGCCGACAUCCUCGCCAGGAGAGAACGUUUGCACGAAUUGGCUGAUAUGGCUGUUGAGUUGGAUCGAGAGAACUAUCGCGGAAAGGAAGAAAUCAAAAAACGGAGUCGUGAAAUUAUGGAGAAAUGGCAAGAGUUGCUGAAGCUCCUGGAGAAAUUGAAAGUAACGCUUGCAACUCUGUCGAAUCUGAUGUCGCUGCUGCGUGAAGCCGAAACUGUGACGGCAUCUGUGAAGGAUCUCGAGGAUGCUUUCAAGUCUGAAGACGUCGGCAUUCAUUUGAUGGACGUGGAGGAUUUGCUCCAGAAACACGCCAUUCAGGAAGCAGAAGUAAACUCCGUCGGAGAUACCAUCAAGAAGCUGAACAAGCAGGCACAAACGCUUUUACUAGCUGACUACAAAGAGUCGCCGUUGCUGGACAAGAAAUUGCAGAAGUUGAACGACGAGUACGCGAACGUGCUCGCGGUGAAGGACAAGCGUCGAGCUCUCCUCGAGGAAGCACGCAAUUUUUUCUCGUUCCUUCAGAACCACGAAGAUGAGGAGGCAUGGAUAAUCGAGAAACAGCGCAUUUGCCAGGCUGCGCUCAUUGCCAAAGACCUGCGAGCUGUGAUGAUGAUGCAGCAAAAACACAAGGCUUUGGAAGACGAAGUCCGUGCGCGGAAGGGAAAAAUCCGAAACAUCUAUUCGGAAGGCGAGGAUCUCAUUAAGUGCAACCAUUGCGCCUCUGACGACAUUCGCGCUCGCCUUCAAGAGCUCGAUGAUCAGUGCAAAGCUCUUGAUGAGCUAACUGCGAAAAAACGCCUCCAGAUUCAGCAAGCUAUCGAAGGUUACCAGUUGACCAUUGUCGAAUCCAGCUCAUUAAUUCUCGCGAACGGUCGCAUGUUUGGUACGGUCGGUAAUCCUUUGACUGCGUGUCACAAUGCGUUGCGUGUUCUCCGGCAGUUUUAUGCGGACGUGAACGAAGCAGAAUCAUGGAUGAAGGAGAAAUUGCCGCUGGUCAAGUCGGCGGAUUUUGGUACUGACGAACCGAGCGCGCAGGCGCUCCUGGCGCGACAGAAAGUACUUGAGGGAGAAAUUCAAGCAUACAGAGGCGAUGUGCAAUCUUUGAACGCUCAAGGGGAGAAGCUAAUUAAAGCGGGAAAUGCUAUACUGACGCUGUCGCAAGACGACUCCGGUUUGGGAGAAGAUGAACCUCAGGAGGAGUGGGUGACAGAAACACGACUGGUUCCUCAAGAGAUUUGGGUUGAUGAGCCGGUCAAGGUAACCGAGUUGACGACCGUGACGGAAACGGUCACCGUUAAUCAGGUCCGCGCUCUGUACGCGUAUGACGGUCACGGAAUGAAACAAGCCAAAGGAGAGAUCAUGGUGCUGCUCAAAAAAACGAACGAUGACUGGUGGAACGUCCGGAAGCAGAACGGUCAAGAUGGGUUCGUCCCUGCUUCGUAUGUCAAAGAAAUCGAUCCGAAAAUCAUACCGGUAAAAAAACGUAAACCGGAAACCGUUGUUAAAAUUCAGAAAGUCAAGCGAACAAAAAUGGUUGAAAAGCAAGUUAAGGUGAAACGACCGAAACCACCCAUCCGUGGAGUGAAACCGAAGCAAAAGCAAGCAGCCGUGAGGGCAGACGUGGACAGCUGUCUCAAGGAGUUGAAUAAGAACUACGAUGAUCUGGUCAAAUUUGCUCAGGAUCGCCGAGCAUUCCUCGAGGACUCCGUGCAUUUGUUCAAAUUUUAUCAAGAGUGUGACGACCUGGAAAAGUGGAUGAAAGACCAGGAGCGCCUUCUGCGAGCGACUCCGAACGACGAAACCGUCGCUGACGCCAAGAUGAAAUUUGAGGCAAGCCUUAAAUUCGUGACGGAUAUGUCUGCUGCAACUCACCGGCUCGAGGAGCUCGAUAAUGCUGCAGCCGAUUUGGAACGCGAAGGCAAUACCCAAAUGGACAAAAUUCGUCGUCGUCAGAAACAGAUUCAUGCUAUGUGGAAGCGGAUGAAUCAGCUCAAAGAAGAAAAAGAAAAGAGUCUUGAAGGUGCGACCAGUGUGGAAUUAUUCGGGCGCACCUGCGACGAAGCGUGUGACUGGAUGCGCGAAAAAAUGAUGAAAAUGGACACCGAUGACCUUGGGCCUGACCUUAAAACCGUUCAAGCGCUACAGCGUAAACACACCAAUCUGGAACGCGAGCUUGCUCCUGUGGAGCAAAAAGUAGAGAGGAUCUUGUCUAUUGGCAGUGUCAUCAACUCGUAUCCAAUGGAACGGGCUAGUGUUUUAUCCCGGCAGAAGCAACUGCAGGAUUUGUGGAAAAGCGUCAAGACUAAAGCUCAGGAGCGUCGGGCGCGCUUGGAGGAUGCAGUUGGUGAAGCCGUAUUCACGAGAAGUUCGAAAAAUUUGUUGCGCUGGGUUGCAGCUAUAAAAGAAGCUCUAAAUGCUGAUGAAACUGCAAACGAUUUGGCCACAGCUGAAGCAUUGCUGAAGAAGCACGCCGAUCUGGGGGAAGAAAUCAAGGGUCAGGAGAGCGAGUUCAAAACUGUAAAAGAUCACGGGAGAAAACUUCUCUCGAGAAAACCUUCGUCACGAGAAGCGGUUGAAAAAGCUCUGGUGGAGUUGGAAGAGGAAGAAAAUGCAGUUCGUCGUGGUUGGCAAGAAAAAGAGGACUGGUUGCGUCAGCGGCGUGAUUUGCAAGUCUUCGAGAGGGAAGCAGACCAUUUGGAUUCCGCAACAUCUGCUCACGAGGCAUUCCUCGCGUUCCAAGACCUUGGGGAAUCUGUCGAUGCUGUCGAAGCCUUGUUGAAGCGGCACGACGAGUUUGAAAAUAUGCUGAUCGUUCAGGACGAGCGACUCAAAGGAUUCGUCAUCAUGUCCGAUGAGCUUCUCGAAGCGCAACAUGCUGCCAGUCAAUACAUUCUCGAGCGACGAAAUGCCGUCGUUGCUCGACGCCAGGCAGUCAAAGAGAAGGCGAGCGAGCGACGCAACAAGUUGCUCGCAUCUCGUGAUUAUCAAGCGCUUAUGGCAGAUGCUGACGACAUGAGUUCAUGGAUGAACGACAAACUCAAGCUGGCCUCCGACGAGUCCUACAGAGACUUGAGCAAUUUGGAGAGGAAAUUGCAGAAGCAAGAGGCAUUUGUGCGAGAGCUUCAUGCCAAUGAAGGUCGCUUGAAGGGAUUGCGCAAAGCUGCCCAAGGACUCGUAAAUUGCCAGCAUUAUCGUUCACCUGAGAUCGAAGAAGCCAUCGAAAAACUGAAUGCGAUGUGGGAUAAUUUAUGGUCCAAAACCAAUGACCGUAAGAAGAAGCUAAGACAGGCUAAUGCUCAGCACGAAUUCAACAAAACUCUGGAAGAUGCCAAGGAGAAGUUGGAUGAUUUGGAAAAAAAAUUGAUAUCUACUGAUGUUGGAAGCGACUUGAGAAGUUGCAAGCAAUUACUUUAUGCCCAUCAGGGCAUUGAAAAUGAUAUGGAGCAGUGGCAAAUGAAGAUCAGGGACAUGAUCGACUCCGGAAAAGAUAUGGCUCAUGAUGGUCAUUUCGAUGGCGACGCAAUUCUGCAGGCUUCAGGCUCCUUCCAGAAAAAGUUGGUCUCAUCAAUAUCCUCUCAUACAUUAACUUAUCGACCAGUUUCAUCGGAUCGUCAUUUUUAUAAUUUCGAAUUGAAAAUUCCACGAAGGUAUGACAGACUGAAGGCCCCAAUUUUGCUACGGCGAGAAGCCUUGGAGAAAGCUUUGGCGUAUUACGAGUUCGCUUUUGAAGUCGACGCUCAACUGCAGUGGAUUGCGGAUAAGCUUCCGAUGGUCAAGUCGGAAGCCGUUGGUCAGUCACUCCACGAAGCCCAAAGUUUGGACAAAAAACAUAAGAAGUUGAUGGAUGAGCUGAAUGGUCACGAAAAAUCUAUCGAUAAAAUCAUUACCGAGGGUCAAGGAUUAAUCAAAAGCAAUCACCCUCACGCUGCCCAGGCUUUGGAAUUGGAGUUGGAUACGUACAACGGAAUCGUGAACGAAAUGGGCUCGAUUGCACAAGGAAUGCUGAAAUCCCAACACCCUGAAGGGAAAAUAAUUGAAGACCGACACCAAAUGGUUAGUCAGCAGGUGAAAAAUUUGCAGAAGCUGGCCAACAGUCGACGUCAAAAUCUUCUCGAAUCCUUGUAUCGCCACGAAUAUCUUCGAGAAAGCGACGACCUCGAACAAUGGAUCAAUGAAUGUAUCCAAAUUUCUUCCUCCGAAGAUUACGGCAAAGACUGGGAACAUUUGGAGACUCUCAGUAGCAAGUUUUCGGAUUUCAAGCAUCGUGUAAAUGCCGGUGCGGAGCGUGUCAUGGCGUGCCGUGACUUGGCGAAGAAACUGAUCGGCAGUGACAGUCCUUACAGCAACGACAUCGAAAAACGUCAAGAGCAGUUGGAUGCGAUAUGGGAGAAGCUCAACGAGAACAUCGAAAUACGUGAUGAACGAUUCGUCGUCGCCAGUGAUAUUCAUCAGUUCAACAAAGACGUGGCGGAAGCUUUAGAAAGAAUUCAGGAGAAGAAAGGGAGCGUGCCGGAUGACGUCGGACGUGAUUUGCAUUCGGUCGAGUCGCUGCUCAAAAAACACGACGGAUUCGAGAAUGAUUUGGUUGCGUUAGAAACAAAGUUGCAGUUAUUGGUGAAUGAUGCUGCGAAAUUGAGAGACAUGUACCCCGGUGAACACGCGGAUACCAUUGCUGAACAGCAAACUGCGGUGGUGAAUGCUUGGGAGUCGUUGCAACUGAGUGCAGCUGAAAGGAAAGAAAGAUUGACGGCUUCUCUGGAAUUUCAUCGUUUCAUGUCUGCGAGUCGUGACCUCUUGAAUUGGGCGGAAAGUCUUAGAGGCACCAUGAUGGCAGAAGAGAAGGUUCACGACGCAGCGUCGUCUCAGAUGGACAUCAAACGGCGAAAAGAAAAACUCCUGGACGAGAGGCAGAAAUUGCAUGCAACGUGGCAUCACAAGAAAGUUUAUCUCGACCAGCUCAUCGAUUUACAUUUCUUUUUGCGGGAUGCAAAGCAGCUGUCCACUAUCGCCCAAACCCAAGAGGUGGCGUUGAACGCAACUGAUGCAUUUUAUCACGAUUCCGCGGAUGGUUCACAUCGAAGAGACCCUCUAUCCAUUGAGCAAGUGGACAGCGCUCUAAAGAAGCACGAGGCAUUUGAAAAAGUCGUUCUGGCGCAAGACGACAAGUUCUCCAGUCUCCAAAUGCACGGCGAGAAGCUGGUCCAGCAAUGCCACUUCGACAGUCCAAACAUUUCUAAGAAAAUGGAGGAAGUUGAAGUCCAGAGGCGGAAGAUUAAGGAACUCACUGCUUCAAAAAGAUACCUUCUCGAACAGCUAUUACUCAAUGCGCAGUUCAAUCGUGAUGUAGAAGAAGCCCAGAUUUGGAUAGGGGAGAAGCUUAAAAGCCUGGAAUCCCCCGAGCUGAAGGCAGAGACGGUUACCAGCUUAGAGGAUAAGGUUAAAAAGUUGAAAAAGCAUCAGGCUGUUCAAGCUGAAAUCAAGUCAAACGAGCCCAGAAUGAAACAAAUCAUGGAGAACGGCGAUAUCUUGCUGAAAAAUUCGGUGGACGGCUCCACUGAUGUUAGACGAAAUCUCGACCAGCUGCGAUCUGCAUGGAAGGCGUUGCUACGCUUGUCUCGCAGUCUGAGCAAGGGUUUCGAAGAGGCUCAAGACAUUCUUGAUUUCAACUCUCAUGUCGAGAAAGCAGAGUCAUGGAUAAAAGAAAAGGAACUGAUGGUUUCUGCUGCUGACACCGGAAGGGAUUACGAGCACUGCUUAGAACUGCAGCGGAAACUCGAUGAUGUUGACUCAGAAGUACGAGUUGACGAUUCGAGAAUGAAGUUGAUCAGCGAUUUGGCGGAUAAAAUUGUCAGUCGUGGACACACCAAUGCCAACCAAGUGUUGCGAAAGAGAGAGGAUCUUAACCAGAAAUGGAAAAAUUUGCAAGGAGUUCUCAACAAAUACCGCAAUGGCCUGGCGAGUGCGUUGGAAAUCCACGCCUUUUACCGUGACGUUGGUGAAACUAAGUCGCGUAUUCAUGAAAAGAUGCUGGCUCUGAGCGUCGAGGAUGUUGGACAAGAUCUUCUGCAAGUUGAGGCCCUACAACGGCGUCAAGAAGCGUUGGAGCGAGACAUUUCCGUGAUUGGCGGAAGAAUAAAGGAAUUGGACGCUGACGCCCGACGACUAACAAAGAAGUAUCCCGACAGCGUUUCAUCGAUUCUUCAGCGCCUUUCAGACUUACAGGAGAGCUGGCGUGCGCUCAUUGACAAGUCGGACGUUCGCAAACAAGCCUUGACUGCGUCUCACACAUAUCACAAGUUCCAAUCGGAACUCAACGAACUCGAGCGCUGGUCGAAAAAUAUCCGAGAGAAGAUGAACUCGAUGUCCAUUCCUACCUCGCUAGCUGAGGCCGAAGCAAAUCUUCAGCUGCACCAAGAACGCAAGGCAGAGAUUGAUGGUCGCCAGGACUCCUUCAAAGCAUUGAAAGAAUUUGGUCAUCGUUUAUACCAGCAGUCGCAUCGCAGCAAGGAACAAGUCGAAGAAAAACUCAACUAUCUUGAAGAAAUGCGUCGGGAAUUGAUGGCCGCUUGGGAAGAGCAGAAACAAAUACUGCAGCAGUCGAAACAAUUGCAGGAAUUCAUCUGCCAGGCUGAUGAAGCUGAAGAAUGGCUUUCCUCGAAAGAAGCUUUUCUUAUCAAUGAUGACUACGGGGAAUCAAUGGCAUCCGUGGAAGCCCUCAUGCGGAAGCACACCGAUUUCGAAAAGGCGUUGAGCGCCCAACAAGAAGCAAAAAUUGAUCAGUUGGAGCGACUAGCUACGGAGCUGGCUGCCGCUCAGCACAUCGACAUGGAUACGAUUCGAGAGCGUCUACAGUCAGUUUGUCAUCGGCAUGAUCAAUUGAAAAAGAAUUCCUUGAUGAGAAAACAAAAACUCGUCGAGUCCAAACAACUGCAGCAGUUUCUCAGCAACGUGUAUGAGGUUGCUGGCUGGAUCGGUGAAAAAUAUCAAGUUGCGAGCGACGACUCCUAUCGUGAUUUGACAAACUUGCAGCAUAAGCUACAGAAGCACGUUGCUUUCGAAGCCGAAUUGAUAGCAAACGAAGGCCGAAUCCACGCUGUGACCGAAGAAGGCGAGAAACUUAUUGGAGCAAACCACUACUCCGCAAUGGAAAUCCAGUCGCGACUUUCAGAACUAGAGCAUUUAUGGCGACAACUGCAGGAUGCUUCAAUGGAAAAGAAAGCCAAAUUAGAGGCUGCUUAUCAAGCGUUUGCAUUCACGAGAUCAUUGGACGACUUGGAAGCUUGGAUGGACGAAGUGGAGUCACAGCUUCAAUCCGAAGACCACGGUCACGAUCACACGUCUACUCAAUUUUUGAUCAAAAAACAUCAAGCACUCGAAACAGACUAUCAUCAUCAUGCAGAAAAUACUGAGAAAGUAAACGAGCAGGUCAAAAAGUUCGCUGUUUCGGGCCAUUUCUUGAUUGAGAUGUUGGAGGAAAAAUCCCGUCUAACAGUGGACAGGUACAAUUCACUUCAAGAGCCUCUACAAAUUCGCAAAGAGAACCUUGAAGACGCGUCUCAGUUGUAUCAAUUCACUCGGGACAUAGACGACGAAAUCAUGUGGGUUCAAGAAAAAGAACCGAUCUGUCAAUCAAAUGACCUCGGAAACAGUCUGAGAGCUGCGCAAAAAUUGUUGAAAAAACAUCAGACGACAGAGGGAGAAAUUCAAUCGCGCGAGUCGGUGAUCGAUCGCUUAUGCACAAAAGGCGAGAAAAUGAUUAAAAAUGGGCACGUUGAUGCUGCGACUAUCGAGAAAAAAUGUACUGAACUUGGUGCUAGAUGGACUGAGUUGAAGGACGCUGCCAGUCUCCGAAGACUCCGCUUGCAGGAUGCUCUCGAAUCGCACCAGUUCUUCGAGGAUGCUGAAGAAGUGGAGGCAUGGAUCGCGGAAAAGAAACGCCUAGUCGACUCAACGGACGCUGGUAAGGAUGAGGACUCUGUUCAGCUUCUGCAAAAGAAGCUCGAUUCCCUGUCGCACGAUAUCGACAACCUGAAAGCGCCGAUUGGUCGAUUGUCCAAGCAUUGCGAAACCAUGGAGAGUCGGAACCAUUUUGACGCGGCACGCGUGCGCAAACAGCAGAAGAAGCUCGAGGAUUCCUACGCCCGUCUUAGCUCAAAACUGGAAGAAAAACUGCGACGCUUGGAGGAAAGUGCGAAGCUUUACAAGUUCCUGCGUGAAGCGGAAGAAGUGAGCACGUGGAUCAACGACGAGAUGAGCGUGGCUGCAUCUGAGGACUAUGGCGUGGACGUGGAGCAUGUCCAAGUGCUGAUAGAUAAGUUCCAAAUUUUCCGCGCCGCUCUGAAUGCCGGCGAGGAGCGGGUGCUUAUGGCGAAAGCCACGGGCGAACAAUUGAUAGAAGACAGACACAAUGAAAACGAAACCAUUCGAGCAAAAAUUAAGGAUGUAACUCAGCUGUGGGAGGACCUGAACGAGCUUGCGCAAGCUCGCCAAGACGCGCUUUUGGGGGCAAAGCAAGUGCACGCAUUUGACCGCUCUGCUGACGAAACGAUUGAGUGGAUUCAGGAGAAAGACGCCGUCAUUUCGUCAGAAACGUAUGGAAAUGACUUGGAAAGCAUACAGGCGUUAAUGCGGAAGCAUCACGGGUUCGAACGCGAUUUAGCAGCUGUGAAAGAACAGGUGGAAGCUGUGGAUCAGGAGGCUCAUCAGCUGGCUGCUCAGUUCCCAGAUGCUCGGGAGCACAUUAGCGUGAAGCAUGAGGAAACCGUCGAAGCAUGGAACAAUUUGCUCGAGAAAUCUGCUCAGCGCAAAGACAAACUCCAGCAGGCGGAAGAACUGCAAGCAUACUUCGACGAAUAUCGUGAUUUAAUGUACCUCUUGUGUGUGAUUCCCAACGUUCGCAUCUACAGGGCGUGGGUGAACGAAAUGAUUGCCAAAGUCACAGCACCAGAACUGGCCAAAGAUUUGAAAGCUGCCGAGGUCCUUGUCACGCGACAUGAAGAAAUGAAGGCGGAGAUGGACGCGCGGAGUGAUGCUUUGUCGAAGUUCAGCGAAGCCGGGGAGAAAAUCAUUCGCUCAGGGCAUUUUAUGUCCGGGGAAAUUCAAGAAAAAAUCCAGUCUUUGGAAACGCGGCGAAAGCAACUUGUGUCAUCGUGGGAAAAGCGUCAGAAAAUCUACGACUUCCACCUUGAUUUGCUCACCUUCAUGGCAGACUGCACCCAGAUGGAAGGCUGGCUGCAGAGUCGUCAGUCUCAGCUAUCGGAUUCAUACAUGGGAUCCUCAAUUGCUCAAGUAGAAGACCUUAUCAAGAAGCACGACGAUUUCGAGAAAACUCUCACGGCACAUGAGCAAAAGUUGGCUUCCGUCAAACGUCUUACCAAAGACUCUCAAGAACCAGCGGCUCCACCGAAGGCUGAUACAGAGUCCGGCUCACGGUCUAUCUGGCGACCUGGAAGUCAAACGAAUUUACUGCAGUUACCGAAGCGUGCUGAAAGCAUGCGAGUGGGAGAGGAUGGUGGAAAGAAGCCGAAACGUACGCCAAGUUUCACGACGCGCAAGCGGACAACUUCGUUUAGGAAGCAAAAGCUCAAAAUGCCCGACGAAAUGGUUCAGCUGCCACCGGUUGAAAUGAAGGGCUUCCUGGAACGCAAGCAGGAACUUCAGACAGGUGGCAAAAAGGCGACGAUUCGUUCGUGGAAAACGCAUUAUACGGUUCUGUGCGGCCAGUUGUUGUGUUUCUUCAAGGACAUGCAAGACUUCGUUGAAGGGAAAGCCUCGUCUCCCCCGGUUGCAAUAUACAACAGCACUUGCGAAGUGGCUACCAAUUAUACCAAAAAGAAAUAUGUUUUCAGAAUAGUCACUACAGAUGGCGCGGAGUACUUAUUCAAAGCGGAGAACGAAGUCGAACGGGAUGACUGGGUUAAGAAGACCAAAUUCCACGCAUCUUUACCCCCGUCACAGCAGCUGCUGUCCUACGAUUCCCAUAAGGCCGGAAUAGAAGAGCAUUCGGUCAUCGAAGACUCGGUAUUUGCUUGUUCGGGUGAAGGCACCGGCGGUCAUUCGCCUGGGUAUAUUCGCAAAGCCCCCUUGGAUGAAGCCGGAAAUAAGCUACAUUCGCAGCGUGGCAGCGGUCUGCACGAGGAAACCCUAAGCUCGGGGUCGAGUCGAUCCAAUUCCCCCCUGCCGCAGCCUCCGAACGAGGCGCCACCCAGAUCCGUUCACCCUCCUUCGCCUGCCAAAGGGCAGCUUAAUGACGCUUACCUGACUCCUGUCCCUUCGCCCCCGCCGAUGCACUCGCAUCCAUACGGUAGGGAACAAGUACCCGUCGGCUCGAAACAUCAGAACGGAAGGGAGAAAAUAUUGGUGGAUCUUCAGGAACUGCCUUCGUAUUAUAAUGCGACAUCUGAUGGACUUGGGGAGUUGCGAGAUUUCAGUCGUCGCCCCGAACCCGUCUACGCCAAUGAAGGGGCCGAGCAAUUGCACGUCAACAAGCGCCCUCAGUCAUUCCACGGCGGUCCGAGCGUACCGCCACCGCCGCCACCUGCGCGUACUUCCGUACAUUACGGCGCCACUCCUUUGCAAGGUGUUCGAGACAUCCACGGAGCCCCGACGCAGCAAUAUACUGGAAGCUCGUCCGGAGGAGUAGGUGGUCCAGGUAGCCGCGUGAGCUCGUUGCCGCCGCGGACAGCACCUCCGUCUGGGCCCGGUCCGUACCCACAACGCGGACAACUUCCGCACGCCUCCCUGACGCGCAGCUCGACUGUAGCCGUGCCUCCGCACGAAAAGUGUCUCAUAACUCCACCCAAAACCCAUGAACCAUCCGGAAAGCAAGCCACGACGACAACAACGACGCAAUUUUUUCGUCUCUCUUCCAUCAGAGCUCGAACUAAAAAUGUUUCGGAACGCGAUGACGACGACGUGCCUCGACCGAUAAUCGAGACACGUCGAGCAGCGGGGACUCCGUCGUUUCCCGAGGACGUGCAAACCAGCAAAAUUGAAAGCAUGUCGAGUCUUCAGUCACGGGGGGUCAGGUACGAACCGUGGAAAGCCGAAGUAGCCAAAUACUGUACGAUUACGGGGUGA
This is a messenger RNA of Notodromas monacha, 12078 nucleotides long. Lineage: Eukaryota; Metazoa; Arthropoda; Ostracoda; Podocopida; Cyprididae. The record is from the annotation of a GenBank genome assembly.